GAGCAGCAGAAAGACUCUUGACACUGCAGCAACCAGAGCACAGAUGUAAGAUUUAUGUGCUUGGUAUUGCAGACAUAGUACAUUAUGGGGAAAAUUAUGUGCAAGUAGCUAAAGUACGAGUGUAUACGGUCUCCAGAGAGAGUGGCUCCCUGACCCCUGCAUUAUAACAAGUAGAGGAAUCUGAAUCUCGGAUUAGUUUUGGGGGCUUAAAUAAGGAAAAUGCAGGAUUACGAGGAGUCGGUGUUGUUUCUGGGGAGCUGGGGUCCGUUCCAGAGGAGAAUCUUCUUUGUUCUUUGCCUCACCUGCGUUCCAUGUGGAUACAACAUCCUGUCUGUCAUCUUCCUGCUGGCCAGCCCCCCACACCACUGUGACAUCCCUGCCCACAGUAACCUGAGCCAGGAGUGGAUACAGGCCAGCAUCCCAGCGGAGCAGGUGGCCGGGCAGCCGGAGAGAAGCAGCUGCAGCCGGUAUGAGCAGGACCUGGUUAGGAACCUGUCUGCAAUGGGAGCCAGUCCAAACUGGUUGCAGAACCAGUCUGCGCCGGGAUCAAGGCCAGAGGUUCUCCUGUCAAGCCUGAAGCGGGAGGGCUGUAGAGAUGGAUGGACCUACAGUACGCAGUACUUCCAGUCCACUGUGGUCACGGAGUUCGACCUGGUGUGCAGCGAACAGUGGAAACAGCCUCUGACUUCUCUCGUCUACUUUCUGGGAGGACUUUCUGGAUGUUUCAUCUCCGGACUAAUCUCUGACCGGUUUGGCAGGAAGCCCGUCCUGUUCGGGUCCAUCGCCAUCCUCAGCAUCUUCAGCAGUGCGGUGGCUUUCGCUCCAUCCUGGCCUGUCUUCACUGUUCUCUUUUUUAUGCUGGGCCUGGGUCAGAUCGCCUGCUACAUUGUGGUGUUUGUGCUGGGUUCAGAAAUCCUUGUGGGCUCCAGCAGAAUCCUCUUCUCCAGCCUGGGCCAGCCUUUUGUCUAUGCAUUCUCCAUGAUGCUGCUGCCAGGAACCGCAUACCUGGUCAGAAGCUGGAGACACCUAUCGCUCAUCAUGGCUGUGCCUGGCUUGGCUUGCAUCCCCCUCUGGUGGCUGGUUCCAGAGUCUCCUCGCUGGCUGCUGUCUCGUGGCCGCUUGCAGGAGGCCGAGCUUCUGCUGAGGUCAGCGGCUCUGGUGAACCGAGUGGAGGCUCCUCCGGUCAUUUUCCUCCCUCCCAAGGCUGAAAAAGCAGCAGAGUCUGUCAGCUUCCUGGACCUGCUGAAGACUGCAAAGAUUCGGCAUAUAACACUGAAGCUGUGGCUAAUUUGGUUUUCCAUGAGUGCCAGCUACUUUGGCUUGUCCUUCAGCAUGUCCACUUUGUAUGGCAAUCUCUUCCUGAACUACUUCCUGCUCACAGUUGUGGAGCUCCCAGCAUACUUUGCCAGCUGGCUGGCUGCGCGCAGCUUUCCUCGCCGUCUUUCAUUCAUCGGUUUCUCCCUGCUGGGGGCACUGGCGCUGCUCUUCAUCCAGGGCACCAUGAAAAGUUACCCAACUCUUACCAUGUCCCUAGUACUGUUGGGUAAAUUUGGUGUUCUGGCAGGAAAUGGGGUGGUGUACACCUACACUGGAGAGCUGUCUCCCACAGUCAUCAGAAAUACGGCAAUGUCUUCCUGUGCCAUGUUCUCCAGAGUGGGUUCCUCUGUGUCACCAUAUUUGCUUGAGAUGGCUGAGUUUAACAAGCUCCUACCCUGGAUUACUUUGGGUGUUCUGUCACUUCUCGGCGUUCUUCUCUGCAUCUUUCUGCCAGAAACGUUCCGACAGCCACUUCCUGAUACCAUUGAGCAGAUGCCGGUGACACAGUGGUUUGCAUGUCCCUGGGCCUCCAAAACUGCUUUGAAGGAAGAAGAAAAAAUCGCUAAGGAGCAGACUCCAUCAAUUGAGAUCAUCUGCACAACUUGUUUAUAAAGCAACCACUGAUAUCAUAUCUACCAGUACCAAGGUGCAUGGUUUUUUAUUUUGGAAAUGCUCCUCGGUAACUGAAGGAGUUUGAAGUCAUGCAUCAACAAGUCUUCCAUACAGCACGAACGGAGGGUUGUGGGACUCAGAAACAACCUAAACUCAAAUUGACCUAAGAGUGAGAGACAUGAAAGCACACGGCAGUCUGCUGCAGCAAAUAACUUUUGCGCUUUGUUUUACUGAAGGACUGAAAUGCUGGAACUGAGAUGAGGAACAUAAUAUACAUAGAACUGAAAAUGGAAGAACACUACGGAGAAAUCCUAUGAUGGUUUUCUGACAUAAGUAAUUUCUGAAUAUUCAGUUAGUUAAAUUAUAAAAUUGUUUUGGAAAUUAUUGGUGUAUUGGCAGCAUUUUUGUCUUUUUUUGCACUGCACAUGAACUUGAACAACAUGAACUUGAACAACAGGUGUACAUUUAGCAUUCAGGGUUUUAAUUGUGCAGUGAAGACCAAAUAUUCAGUUGUGCAUAUGUCAGGUUUAAUAUUCACAAACCUGACAUAUGCACAAAUCAAGAAUAUGCUAUUUUCGCUGUUCAAUAAACUUGGAUCAUAUGUCUUUUGCAUGUUAUCGUGACGAUAUGGGGGUCAUUUUCCUGUCUAUUACAUCAUCUUACAAAGUGUACAGUGUGUUGAAAAAGUAUUCAUGCCACUUGAACUCUUUCAAAAUUUUCCAUAUUGCAACAACAAACAGCACUGUGUUCGAGUGGUGAUUGUAUGUGACAGAUGAGCAGAAAUUUGAAUUCAUUUUUAUUCCUAUUUCUUUAGUUGAAUCUAUUCAAAU
Molecule: messenger RNA, 2759 nt
Organism: Xiphophorus maculatus (southern platyfish)
Lineage: Eukaryota; Metazoa; Chordata; Actinopteri; Cyprinodontiformes; Poeciliidae
Product: solute carrier family 22 member 4-like
Exons: 11
Coding region: 220-1929 (569 amino acids)
Biological process (GO): transmembrane transport
Cellular component (GO): membrane
Molecular function (GO): transmembrane transporter activity
Source: RefSeq, a predicted model, not a curated record